This is a messenger RNA of Magallana angulata, 2161 nucleotides long. RefSeq names its product tripartite motif-containing protein 2-like. The record is from RefSeq and is a predicted model, not a curated record. The coding region runs from base 65 to 1744 and encodes 559 amino acids. Gene Ontology annotation, biological process: protein polyubiquitination; negative regulation of translation; proteasome-mediated ubiquitin-dependent protein catabolic process. Gene Ontology annotation, molecular function: zinc ion binding; ubiquitin protein ligase activity; translation repressor activity. The transcript has 2 exons. NCBI's taxonomy places the organism in Eukaryota, Metazoa, Mollusca, Bivalvia, Ostreida, Ostreidae.
CGAGAAAUACCAGCCUCGCCAUGUUUGAUUGUGAUGAAAUCAAUUAAAAACCCAUCAACUGAAGAUGUUGACCAUGGACCCCCGUACUUGGGCCCAGGAUGUGUUACGGUGUCAUCUCUGUGACACUCCUGUUCCCCCGUUAUACUGUGACAUCUGUCACAUACAUCUGUGUAAAACCUGUGUUGGGGAACAUAUCUUAGAUGAAUCUACAGACCACAAAGUGGUGCCAUUUAAAAAGCGAGGACUUAAUCCUAAGUGUUCCAAACAUUCCACACAAUUAUGUGACCUUCAUUGUGAACAAUGUAACAUUCCUAUUUGUGUGGAGUGUAUUUCCUUUGAUGAACAUCUAGGGCACAAGCAAGUUGGUAUUUUAAAAAUAUUAGAUACCAAUAUGGAAGCAUUAAAAAAAGAUCUAAAAGAAUUAGAAAAUUCCAUACAUCCUAACUACCAAGAGAUUGCAUCUAUUAUCCCAGUUCAGAAGGCUGACCUGAUUAAAAACUGCAAGAAAUUGUCAACAGCUCUAGACAAACAAGGAGAAUACUUGCACAGAGAAAUAGACAUCGCCAUUCAAAAACUGAAAUCUGAUGUGCAUGAAAUGGAAUCCAAACACCUGGUUGUCCUCGUUAAGCAGGAAAAUGAAAUCAAACGCAGUAUUUCUGAAAUUGAAAUGAAUAUUGAUAAUUUGAAGAAAUUACUUAACUCCAAUGAUGUCAGCCUUGUCACUGCCUACAAAUCCAAGAAUGCCGAAUUCAGAAAAUUGCCUCCUAAAUUCACAGUUUUCUUACCAAGUUUCACCCCUCAGAAGAUUAACAAAGAAGAGAUUUAUCAGCAGAUUGGUUCUCUCUCAGCAUUAUCGAUCCCGAUAGAAGAACAAGGCUACAAAACGGAUUCUCCCGGUGCUGAGUCCUCUCCCCUGGAUAGAUCGCUCAUUGAUGUACCACUGAUCAUCACAGAAAUAAACACAAAGUAUGUAAAAUCUAAUAAAUUAGGCAGUGUGUCCUUUCUGAGUGAUGAUGAGGUGUGGAUGUGUGGUACAGACAACAUAAUGAGACUCUACAACCUCCACGGUAAACUAGUGAAGUCAAUCCGAACAAAGUCAGGAAAGAUACCAUUUGACAUAGCAGUGACACAGAGUGGUGAACUAGUUUAUACUGAUCCCGAUGAUAAAACUGUGAACAUAAUGAAGAAUACACAGAUACAGACAGUGAUCAGACUACAGGGGUGGUAUCCUCUUCAAGUCUGUAGUACCUCCUCUGGUGACCUCCUGGUUGUCAUGGUCACUUAUGAUAAUAAACGAACAAAAGUUGUGCGUUACUCUGGCUCCACAGAGAAACAAUCGAUUCAAUAUGAUGACAAAGGACAACCUCUUUAUUCAUCUGAAUUUAAUGCUAAAUACAUCAGUGAGAACAAGAACCUAGAUAUCUGUGUAGCUGACUGUGAAGCCCGUGCAGUAGUGGUGGUCAAUCAGGCCGGCAAACUCCGGUUUACCUACACCGGUCCUCCCUCUACUACAAAGGAACCAUUUCUUCCUGUCGGCAUCACUAUAGACAGCCAGGGUCGGAUCCUUACGGCAGACUUUUUAAACCAACGUAUCCACAUCAUUGAUCAGGACGGACAGUUCCUCCGCUACAUUGACAACUGUCAUUUACAGUAUCCAACAGGUUUAUGUGUGGACACCAGAGACAACCUCUUAGUGGGUGAAAAUGAAACAGGUAAAGUGAAGAAAAUCCAAUAUAGCAUGUAAACAAACUGUGAUCAUAGUAGUACAUGACAUUGUGUAAUUUUGUGUACAUUUACAUAGUAAAUAUCAAAUAUUAAAGUCAAAUAUUUACAUUUGAAAAUAUGUUUCCUUAUACAUGUAUGAACUUGCAGAAUAGCGAAAAUAUUUAACUAAUAAAAUGAUUUCUUUGGUGAUUCAGGGGGGAUAUGAAGGUGGCGAUAUUGAAGGGAAAAAAUUAAAAAACAUAAGUUAGCGGGUUACGGGUUAUGUAAUUUUUCUCUGCACUGAUCGUUUUCUUCAUAACCCCCAUGAAUCGCCAAAGAAAGCAUUUUAUUGUUCAUAUUAUAUCUUUCUUUAAGAUCGAAUUGAUCGUAAAAGGUAAGUAAAAAUAACUAUAAAUCAGUACGUUAGCUUAAAGAAACAGCCAAAUCGUCUCCUAUG